Messenger RNA from Lobosporangium transversale, 921 nucleotides. Its product is annotated as putative methyltransferase-domain-containing protein. NCBI's taxonomy places the organism in Eukaryota, Fungi, Mortierellomycota, Mortierellomycetes, Mortierellales, Mortierellaceae. The coding region runs from base 138 to 878 and encodes 246 amino acids. The record is from RefSeq and is a predicted model, not a curated record. The transcript is spliced from 2 exons.
CGAUGGGAGAAAGACAAGGUUUUUCUCGUGCUUUGAGCGUUUAUUCGCGUGUUCUGUGACAGCUUGGGAGACAGCUUGGAGAUAAUUUAAUUCGACUUGAUCAAUUCAAACAUAACUACGAAGGACAAGGAAUCGCAAUGGAACACAUCACCCUCGCCUCGCGUGAAUACGAAUUUAGGAACCAUACCAUAAAACCUUUGGAUAUUGACGAGGAUCCCUCUGGACUUUUACGUGGAGGCGUUGGAUCAACCAUCUGGGAUGCAGCGAUUGUUUUGGCAAAAUAUCUCGAGAAAUCAAAUCUUCUCUCAAUUGCUUCUUCCUCCACCUCAGCGACUGAAACACCCCGAUCAUCAACACCAAUUAACGUUCUGGAACUCGGGGCAGGAACAGGGAUUGUAGGUCUGGCAGUUGCUAGGUUGCUCAGUGCUAAAGGAGUUGAGGCUAGAGUUCUCUUGACGGAUAAAGAGAAUGUUGUACCCCUCUUGAGCCGAAACAUCCAAAGAAACCCUUCCAUUGGAAUCGAUAUUCAAGCACAAACUUUAGAUUGGGAAGAAGACGAAAGUAGCAGUUCUUCUUCCAAUGCUCAGAAAAUACACGCCCUUAUCGAUACAAAUUGGGAUAUGGUCAUUCUAAGCGAUUGCAUAUGGGUACCAGGACUAUAUAAACCUUUGAUCAGCACCAUCAACGCAUUAAUAACCCCAAGCGCCAGCAAGACACAGCUUGUUAUUGCAUUCGAGAAGCGCAAUUUCGCCGAGGAGAUGGAGUUCUUCGCAAUGUUGGGCAAAACCUUUCGUUUCAGAGAUAUCAAACCUGAAGAACAGGAUGCCGAUUAUCAGAGUGAAGACAUUUACUUGUUUGUUUGUCAGCGUCGAUCAUAACAACAGAAAAUAAUGCAAGAUAAAAGAUACAAUCUAAAAACUU